Molecule: messenger RNA, 438 nt
Organism: Macrosiphum euphorbiae (potato aphid)
Lineage: Eukaryota; Metazoa; Arthropoda; Insecta; Hemiptera; Aphididae
Source: the annotation of a GenBank genome assembly
AUGGACUCUUUAAUUUCUGAGAUGGAACAGUUGUUAUUGUCUGGUAGAGAGGACUCUAAUAUCCAAGACAUUAUAGGAGAAUCUGCUGGUAAAAAUAUUGAUGAUUUGUUAAUUGAAGCUGAUAAAAUAAUUGGUGAAACACUUCCAUACUUUCAAACAUCUUCAAAUACUUAUACAAAUAAAGUUAUAACUUCAAAAGACUUUAAAAGUAUACAAAAUAAUACUAAAAUUAUACCAACACAACCUAAAGUCCAAAGGAAUGAUACAAAAAAAGUUAUUUUUAAUUUGAAUAGUAAUUCUCAAAGUACUUCGAUUCCAGAGAAACAUUCAGAAAUCCAUGGAAAAUUAGCUAUAAACAAAUGUAUUAAAGAAGAGGAAAGAAAAAAUAUUUGUUCUUCAUCUUUAAAAAAAUGUACAGCUGAGUUAAAGGUAAGCUAA